UGUUGCUAAGAAGAAUCGUGUGAUGUUGAGCUAUGCAUUCGACGUGAGAGUUUUAGUCACUUUUAUCUCCAUUUCCGUCGCAGUCGAAGCUGCAAUUGCGCCGCCGCCAUGGUCUGAUCCGAGUAAAAACCCUUGCGCAGCGAUGCCCGGCGGAUGGCAACUGCUCUAUUGGCCUCCGUUGGAUCAAUGCUUCAAAAUUUUCACAAAAGGAUAUCCAUGCCCGGAUUCGAUGGAAUUGAGUCCCGUUGGAUUUGGCAUCACAGCGACGCAAACGACAGCGGUUUGUUUAUGUCCUCCGGGAACAGCGCAGAGUCCCUUAACGUCGCAAUGUCACAAAUUGUUUGAAAAAGGACCUUGCGAAACGGGGCAGUAUUUUGCGCCGAUUAAGGAUAUGGUAAAGAGCGCAGUUCCAAGACAAAAAUGGGGAGUUUGUCGCACGCCAAGUCCUUGUCCAACGGGAAGUGUUUUUUGGCCUCAAGAUGGAAAAUGUUACACGAUGCACUCGAGAGGUCCGUGUCCUAAAGGGAAAUUGUUGACUAUCGAUGAUGAUCGAGUGGCAAGCUGUAAAUGCGAAGAAAAAGGCGAUCUUUCCAAGUUUUUUGAUCCAAAAUCCAAACAAUGUUUUGAACAUUUCACUAAAGGUCCUUGUGAACACGGAGAAUUGUUUUUGCCAUCCAGAAAGUGUAGUUGUCAUUCGUCGCUUCCUCAGUACGAUCAAUCUUCAGGAAUUUGUUACGAACUUGGUCAAAUAGGUCCCUGCCCUCCGGGACAUAUUUUCACAAUAGCUGACAACUCCAAAUCUCUCAUCAAAGGUCAAUGUCAAUGCAAGGAGAAUCACGUUCAAUGGGAAGAUGGCGUCUGUUAUCGUCAAUAUACCCGCGGCCCAUGCGAAGAAGGCGAAUUUCUCCUGAAUUCAACAACUUGCAUCAAAAAUCCCUGCGAAAAAGGUCGUUUGUACUUCCCCGAAGAGAAAACUUGCUACCGAAUCGGCUCUCAAGGACCUUGCGCCGAGAACCAAGUUGUAAUUUUCGACUUUACAGCUCGCCCCUCGUUGAAUGGCGUCUCGUACAACGGCGUUUGUGGCUGCAACGGGAUUCUCGUGAACCUCGAUCAAAAGUGCGAUGAGAAUUAUCCGCCAAAAAGUGCUUGCGACGGAUCUCCAGGCAAAGUUGAGAUGAAUGGCGAGUGUUAUGAACUGUACAAACGAGGACCUUGCGGACCCAAUCAAUGGCUUGUACCGAAAAAAGAGACGCAAAAUGGACCAAAACAGGCAAAAUGUGAAUGCAGACCCGGAUUUACGCCGUACAGCGACAACGAAACGGAACUCGGGAUUAGCGGAUGUCAUGCGCCGAGCGUUAAUAUUGCCAGGUGGUUUCUAAACAUUUUUGGAUAA
Messenger RNA from Culicoides brevitarsis, 1393 nucleotides. RefSeq lists its product as uncharacterized. Lineage: Eukaryota; Metazoa; Arthropoda; Insecta; Diptera; Ceratopogonidae. The transcript has 6 exons. The record is from RefSeq and is a predicted model, not a curated record. Bases 23 to 1393 code for a protein of 456 amino acids.